UGAGAAUGGUUCCAUGAUGGACCUGAAACAUCGAUCUUAAAUUUUGUUUUGAAAUUAUAUGUGUCUUCAACAUCGUGCUUUGCAUCCAAGUGAGCCUUUGCCACAACCAAAUCUUAUCACUCAAGCACUGCAGUCCAAGAGAGCUCUGGAGGCAACAUGUUCUUCAGAAUUUGAAAGCAUGAAGAAACAGUUCAAACUUGAACUUAAUGAAAAGGAUAAAAAUACUGAAACAGGGAGUUUGUUGUGGAAAGUCAGUGACAAUGGUGAGCCUCUUAGCAGUAUAACAGAAGGUAAUGAAAAUGUCAGUAUGCAGAGUAUUGCCAAAGGAGUUGUUACAAAGGUUGGUACAGUUGAUCCUGUUAAAGAUUUCAGAGCUAUGAUAGCCCAGAAUAAUGUCCAAGAGUUUGGAAAAGUAUGCAGUGAAAUGAAGAUGCAGAUAAAUGAGUUGUUGAAGCAGUCUUUCGGGAAAAUGAUUAAUAGUAAAGUGAUUGAUUGUAUCCGUGCUCUUCGAGAAGAAUGCUGUAUAUCUAACAAACCUUUAAUUUUCAAUACAUUCCUGGAAGAACUUAAGGCGACUCUUCCUAUCAUCCACAAAGGAGACUUCUGGAGGGAGAUUCAAAAUGCUGAUAUUACAUUGAUUGCAAACUCUGAAUGCAACUCAAGUUCUGUUACAAAAGAUGCUGCACUCAAG
This is a messenger RNA of Anneissia japonica, 691 nucleotides long. Its product is annotated as X-ray repair cross-complementing protein 5-like. The record is from RefSeq and is a predicted model, not a curated record. NCBI's taxonomy places the organism in Eukaryota, Metazoa, Echinodermata, Crinoidea, Comatulida, Comatulidae.